Messenger RNA from Nicotiana tabacum (common tobacco), 3878 nucleotides. RefSeq lists its product as uncharacterized. The record is from RefSeq and is a predicted model, not a curated record. Gene Ontology annotation, biological process: protein import into nucleus. Gene Ontology annotation, molecular function: protein binding. Lineage: Eukaryota; Viridiplantae; Streptophyta; Magnoliopsida; Solanales; Solanaceae.
UGUCUACUGCCUUGUAUGCUAGAGAUAUGACUUGUGUCCAAAUAUCAUAUUUCUUCACUUCCUCAAACCUCAUCGUCAUGUUGGUUCACAACUUUACCUAAGAAUGAUCUUAAUAGAGCUAAAGAUCAGCUAUUGGCACAAUUUGAGGUGAAAUUAGGAAAACAAAUUGGUAUGUUUGCUGUCCAAAUCCUACCUUCACCACAGUAAGCCUUAAGAAAAUUGGCUGACAGUCUUGCUUGGGGAUCUUCAGAUUUUGGAAACAAAACAGGGAGUUGACCUUAAUAUAUUCAGUUUUUUCAGUUAACAUCAGGUAAACUUCAUUUUUCACAACUCAUAGUCAUCUCUCUCUCUCUCUCUCAAUACUGUAAUGGAUACGGAGCCAACUCAGUUCCAGAUAUCCCAGAUGGAGGCGAUUUUGGGGCCUGAUUCGGAGCCAUUUGAAACCUUUAUUUCCGAUCACAUGUCGAGCUCCGAGGAAAAUGAUUCGGAGGCUAAGUUGUCAAUGUUCAACAUGAUAAAGCACAAGGAUCCCGAGUCUCUUGCUAUUAAGCUUUGUAACUUCCUCAGCUCUUCACAAAACAUUGAUUCCCGUGAAAAGUGUGUUGUCCUCCUAAGUAAGUUGCUUACUGCUGAUGAUAAUGACUUGUGCAAUACUUGGCGCAAUCUAAGUGUCUCUACUCAAUCCACCAUCAAAUGCACUCUCCUUAAUCGUAUUUCCCAGCUUGAAGAAUCAAAAUCCAUCAUCGUAGAGCUCCGUGGCACUGUUAUGGAUCUAGCUGCUUCACUUAUACCAGAUAAUAACUGGCCCGAAUUACUGCCAUUCUUGUACCAAUGCCUCACCUCCACUUCAAGCAACAAGUUAAAAGAGUCGGCUUUCUUAAUUUUUGCUUACCUAGCUGACGACAUUGGUGAAAUAAUGGUCCCUAAUUACGUAAAAAUGUUGCACCCUUUAUUUCUUAAUACACUGAAUGACGAUACCCUCAAUGAUCUCGAUGUGAGAAUCGCUGCCAUGAACGCUGUCAUCAGCUUUAUUCAGUGCAUACCUAGUUCAAAUGAAAAGGAGCGGUUUCAAGAUCUCUUGCCAGGUAUGAUGAAGACGUUGACUGAUGGAUUGUGCAAUGGUGAUCAGGAGGAUGCAGCAAAGGACGUGCUGGAUCUUUUCAUUGAGUUAGCUGAGAAUGAGCCUAAAUUCUUGAGGCGACAACUAGUGGUUGUUGUGGGCUCAAUAAUGGAGAUAGCAGAGGCUAAGAGUUUGGAAGAGGAGACGAGGCACUUGGCAAUUGAGUUUAUGUUAACUUUGGUUGAGGCCAGGGACAAGGUCCCUGGCAUGAUGAAGAGGGUGCCACGGUUUACAGACACUUGUUUUGCUAUCUUAUUGAAUUUGUUACUGGAUAUUAAGGAUGAGCCUAGCUGGCAUAGUGCGAACACCGAGCAUGAGAAUGCAGGGGAAAGGGACAGCUAUGGUUUUGGUAAGGAGUGUUUAGGCCGGUUUUCUAAAGCAUUAGGUGGCAAGACUGUUGCUCCUAUUGCCAUAGAGCAGCUGUCUGCUUAUUUGGUUGCCCCUGAGUGGGAGAAACGACAUGCAGCUCUCAUUGCACUUGCUUCUAUUGCUAAAGGUACCUCAAAGGUGAUGAUCAAGUAUUUGGAGCAAAUAGUGAAUAUGGUUUUGCGUUCUUUCCAAGAUCCUCAUCCUCGAGUCAGAUGGGCAGCUAUUAAUGCAAUCUACCAGCUGUCGACUGAUUUCUGUCCAGACUUGCAAGAACAGUAUCAUAACCAAGUAUUGCCUGCAUUAGCUGCAGCUAUGGAUGAUUCUCAAAUUCCACGAUUAUCUGAAAAGCCAGAAACUCUGAUACCCUACUUAGAUGGAAUACUCAACAGAGUGUUUGUACUUCUACAGAAAGACAAUCAAAUGGUUCAGCAAGCAGCAUUAAAUGCAUUGUCUGCUACAGCUGAUUUGUCUAAGGAGCACUUCCAAAAGUACUAUGAUUCUGUAAUGCAAUAUUUGAGGACUAUCCUGGUAGAUGCAAAUGAUAAAUCUAAUCACAUGCUUCAAAGCCAAGCCUUGGAGUGCAUAAGCAUAGUCGGGAUGGCUGUAGGCAAGGAGAAAUUCAGAAAUGACUUUAAGCAGGUUAUGGAAGUGCUUAAGUCAUUACAAGAAUCACAAGCAAAAGAGUUUGAUACUAUUGUUCGCAGUGUACAGGCAUACGGUAGAAUUUGCCAGUGCAUGGGAAAGGAUUUUCUUCCUUACAUGAGUACCAUCAUCCCUCCUUUGGUUGAAUGUGCUCAGCUUGAGCCCGAUAAGACCGUAUCCUCAGAUAAAUUAGAUGAUAGCAUACACAAAGUCAAGUUUGGGAACGAAAUAAUAUGUGUCAAAGGAAGUGACCUCCUAGCAGGGAAAUCUGUAGCCUGUAAAAUCCUUGCUUUAUAUGCUCAGAAAUUGGAAGAAGACUUCUACCCAUGGAUUUCCCAGGCUGCUUCAAUUUUUGUUCCCCUACUGAAAUUCGAUUUCAACAAUGAUGUCAGGGAAGGUGCUAGUGCUGCAUUGUACUUCCUGUUGCAUUCCGCUAAACUGGCGGUAGACAAAGGGACUGCUCAAGGUGGAAACCAGGCGUACCUCAAGCAGUUAUCUGGCGAUAUAAUACUGGCUAUUGGGGACACUUUAUAUUCGGAGCAUGAGACAGAGGUAUGUGCAACUAAAUUGAGUGGAUUGAAAGAGUGCUUAGAGAUCUGUGGACCACUUCUCAAUGAAGAUCAGGUUCAUAGCAUCAUUGAUGAGAUAAAGCACGUCAUUAUAGAAAGUUCACAUAGAAAAGGAGAACUCACAGAGAGAGCAAAAGCAGAAGACUUUGAUGCUGAGGAAGCUGAAUUGCUAAGGGAGGAAAGAGAGCAAGAAGAAGAAAUUUUCAGCGGUGUUGCUGAAAUAUUGGUUACAUUGAUCAAAUCAUUCAAAGCUUCUUUUAUGCCUUUCCUCGAUGAGCUUUCACCAUAUCUAAUGCCUACGACGGGCAAGGAUAAAACAGCUAAAGAGAGAAGCAUAUGUAUUUAUAUCUAUGAUCAACUUAUGGAGCAUUGCGGUGAAGCAGCUCUAAAGUACUAUAAUAUGUAUCUUCCUUUUCUUUUGGACGCAUGCAACGACGACAGUUCAGAUGUUAGACAGAAUGCACUUUAUGGACUGGGGCUUUCCGCUGAAUAUGGUGGUUAUGCUUUCAGACCUUUUAUUGGAGAAGCUCUUUCAAGGAUCAAUGUAGUCAUUACGCAUCUCAAUGCUCUUGAACCAGAGAAUGCAGAGGCAUAUGACAAUGCUGUUUCUGCACUUGGUAAGAUAUGUCAGUUUCAUCGGGAAACUAUUGACUCAGCGCAGAUCAUUGCUUGGUUGAAUUGUCUUCCUAUAAAAGAUGACAAGGAUGAAGCCAAAGUAGUUCACGACCAGCUCUGUUCAAUGGUUGAGAGAUCAGACAGAGAACUUUGGGAUCCCAACUAUCUGCACCUUCCAAAGGUUAUUUCAGUUUUUGCAGAGGUUCUAUGUGCCGGAGAGGAUCUUGUUACGGAAGAAACUGCAAAACGCAUGAUUAAUCUGUUGAGGCAUUUUCGGAAAACAGUACCAGCAGCCACCUGGGAAUCAGCAUGUUCCUUGCUAUUGCCUCAGCAGGAGAUGGAAUUGGAAUCCAUCCUAUCACCUGAAGAAGAUGUUAACAUUUCAACCCACACAAUGAAAUUACUAGUCUUGUGAACUUGUGGGGAUCAAAUAUUUUGAUGCUAAAUUCUAUCUCACAAGCUUAAGGUUGGUCAUGUGUAAGGUUCAGAGUUAGUAUGGAGAGUCUUGUCUAGUCAUUUUCUCGUUAUUGUUUUUUGUUGCCAAAGUUAGACUCUUGCCACUA